AUGGCUACACCACGGCUGGAAGACCUCUUAGCUGAGGCCAUCCCCAAAGGCGUCCAGAUCAACGUACGUCACGUCUCCACGACGCCAACCCGCUGCGAAGCCAUCUUCUCCGCGCCGCCUGGCCAGGUCCCCGAAAUCACAUUUUGUGAAUCACAUUUUUUAAUCGUGACCAUCAACAAGAAUCAAGAUGGAGAAAAGGAUGUUGUUGAUGAUGAGAUUGUGAUCUUGGGUGUUGAGGUCUACAUUUAUACGACUGAUCGACUUACGACGUUGUUUGUUUCAAAGGCUGAUUCUACUGGAUACGUGCAUUUAUCAAAAGCAUCGGCAGAAGCAACAACUCCAAGAUAUUCAUUGCUGAGAUUAUUGACUACUACUUUUAUAUCGUUUCUGGCACAAUCAUAUCAAAGACCGGGAGUUCGGUUGGUUCUCUCGCUGUUUGCGCGAGCGCAGAAUCAAUAUCUUUUUCCUGGCAGUGCGGAUAAUGAACGGAAACAUGUCUUGGAUGAUAGAGGGUUGAUUAAAUGGUGGUGUCGGGCUGCUGAUCCUAUUCUUCGCGAGCAUGCUCCCGAAUCUCGACAACAGCAACAGCAGGGAAAUGAGAAAAACAUAAUUGAGAAUAACGCGGAGAGCACGAAAAGUUCAGCGACUGCGUAUCUACUUGUUCCGGGAUGUGAUGAGUACGAAACUCGUGCCUUUUUCCCGCCUACAGCGAGGACUGAUGACAAUCAGCUUCAUCCCAGAUGGCGGGUAUCGUAUCCCCUGAGCCAGAUAUGUGGUCAUCCAGAUGCACCGCCUCGAUGUCUAGUACCGCGAUUUCCAGAUGAUCCAAAGGCACGUUUCCUUAGCGAUCUAGACGAUGAGUUGCCUAAGAAUUCACACGGUGAUUCUGAGACAAACAACCAGCCCGGUCAUUGGCGAAGUGUUAGGUCUCUGGAUCAGUUCUGGGAGAUGAUGUCCUUUCGACAGGAGUGUUCUGCAGGUAGACUCGUGGGGUUUUUGUGGCUGGUUAUCAAUCCUCCUGGAUUACUCAGUUCGGAUAAACUAGUAAACCAGGGUGAAGCAAGCGAGACUGUUGAGAAAAAAGAGAUACAAACAGGAGAUAAAGAUCUUGCUCCUGCUACAACUGCCACAGAAGCAAAAUUCGACAACAGGUCUUUAUCAGCUCUACAGCAUGAAGACACCCAACCAUCUACUACAAAGUCAUCUACAAGCGGAGACGUUACCGGCCGCAGUGCUUUCUUUUGGCCUGAAAUAGGCAGAGGAGAAACCAUAUUGAGCGAAACCGAUUACAAAGUUGCCAACGACAUCCUACUUGAACAAGACUUCGAGACUGAAGAACUCGCUAUGAGGGGCACAAUGGCUUGGAUCCGGAAAGUGGCAUCAGUUUCAGAUGUUCUCUGGUGGGGGAUUAAGGUUACUGGCAAGAAGAAACUUAUCGAGCCAACACAGCCAUCAGUCCAGACACAGACGAUCACUCCAGGACUUAUCGUUCGAAAACGGAAGAAGGAUGCGCAGGAAGCUACAUCGACAACUACAACUACCAGCGUGGGGGCUGAGAGAGUCGACGCAGACAAACCCUUGUUGGAAACGUCUAAUGAAACCGGGGUCAAUGUUUUGAAUGCCAGUUUCGCGGGAAAAGGGAGAACCGAAGCAUCCGAAAUCACAUCCAGCGCAGAAAGUGAAACUCCCAAAAUCAUCCCAGGGUUUCUGCCGUCCGGUCCGCGAGAUCCACUCUUGACCAACGGAACAGCUUCAAAUCCGCUGAGCUCCUCCGUUGUCUUCCAACGCGCGACGACCGGAAGUUCAACAACAAUUGGCUUUGACGUGCCAUGGCUGAUUGAAGCUUUCGGAUGGGUUUCCAUUGGGUGGUAUCUGCUGGUUGUGGUUGUGUGUGCAUUGGGGUAUUUGCAGAUAUGGCGGCUCUAUUCAAAUGCGCCACCUAAAUCCCAAUCUUCCAGGUCGUCUGACGCCCCUCAUGUCACUACCAUCCGACCUGUAAAAGGCAUCGAGCCAUACCUCUACGAAUGCCUCGCGUCUACACUACGACAAGACUACCCACGCAACAAGCUGACGACGUGUAUAUGCGUUUCAACAAAAGCAGAUCCGGCAUUCCCCAUAUUAGAAAAAGUGGUCGAAGACUUCUCAGAUCAAUGCGAUGUGCGUAUAUACGUUGAAGAGGAAGAUCCCCUUCUUCAAGAAGAAAGUAUCUAUCCCAUGGGCCCAAAUCCGAAGAUCCGGAAUAUGAGUCGCGCAUAUCGAGAGGCGAAAGGCGAUAUUAUUUGGAUUAUCGACUGCAAUGUCUGGGUCGGCAGGGGGGUUUGUGGGCGAAUGGUUGACAAACUGUGCGGUUACGGACCUGGCAAUGGUGGAAAACGAUACAAAUUUGUACAUCACCUCCCACUUGCAGUCAAUGUCGACCCGGAGGAUGCGUUGAUGGGUGAAACUAAACCCUUGCUAUCGAACGUGAAUGGUGUUUACAACACAUCCAGUACAAGCAGGACCCAGUCUAUACUCAACGAAGGAGGAGGACGUCUCGAAGAGCUUUUCCUCUCUUCGUCUCAUGCAAAAAUGUAUACCGCAAUCAACACUGUGUCUAUCGCGCCCUGUAUAGUGGGGAAAUCGAACAUGUUUCGAAAAUCGCAUCUCAAUGAUCUUACUGAGAGCCCAGAUGAAGCUCCAGUCAGAGGUCCGGUGCGCAAUCCAGGUAUUGAUUGGGUUUCUGACCAAUUAUGUGAAGAUCAUAUCAUCGGCGACUGGCUGUGGAGGAAUAAGGUGAGAGAAGAGAAGGAACAAAUGAAACGACUUAGCAAGCACGGUAUGGUUUUUGGGGACUACGCCUUUCAGCCGGUUGCCAACAUGAGUGUCAAGGCAUAUAUUGCACGACGAGUUCGCUGGCUGCGCGUACGCAAGUAUACUGUUCUAGCAGCCACGCUGGUCGAACCGGGCACGGAAUCAAUCGUAUGCUCAUUAUAUGGCGCAUUCGGUAUGAGUACGGUAGUCGCUAUGCUCUUGGAGAACCGUGGCUUCGAGAUAGGUACAUAUCUUCAACAAUGGCCUACCUUCUUCCUGCUCUGGGCCACUAGCAUUUUCAUCUGGUGCAUGGUCGAUUGGACGUUAUACCUCAAACUCCAUUCCGGCGCCACAGUCGAAAUCGACGAGAACACGCCCCCAUUCGCAACACCAUUGAAAUCAUCAAAAAGUCCUUCUCGACGGCCGUUCCUCCACUGGCUCGCAGCAUGGAUCAUUCGUGAAUCCCUCGCGUUCCCGAUCUGGUUCUGGGCUGUUUAUGGCGGAUCGACGGUGACCUGGCGGAAUCGAUCUUUCCAGGUUUCUCUCUGGGAUACUAAAGCCCGUGAGGUUGAUGGGUCUGCAAGACCUGGUCUAUUGCCGAGUGUUCAUGAUUCGUCGUAUUCGAAUGGUAAUACGGCUCCUGUACGGAGUUCUUCGUCGUCAUCUUCUUCCUCUAUUACUGAGAGGAAUAAGAUCAGGAAAGAUUGA
This is a messenger RNA of Talaromyces stipitatus ATCC 10500, 3498 nucleotides long. RefSeq names its product ceramide glucosyltransferase, putative. NCBI's taxonomy places the organism in Eukaryota, Fungi, Ascomycota, Eurotiomycetes, Eurotiales, Trichocomaceae. The transcript has 4 exons. Gene Ontology annotation, biological process: glucosylceramide biosynthetic process. Bases 1 to 3498 code for a protein of 1165 amino acids. Gene Ontology annotation, molecular function: ceramide glucosyltransferase activity; histone H3 acetyltransferase activity. The record is from RefSeq and is a predicted model, not a curated record. Gene Ontology annotation, cellular component: membrane; nucleus.